UCAUUUAUUUUGUCACAUCUGCUAUUCUUCUGGCAUAUCUAGCCAAUUUCUUCGGCUAAGUGACUUAGUCUUACCUUCUGCCUCCUCUAUAGCUGUGAGCAGUGACCUGUGGACAUUGUAAUGGAAAUUUUGAUAUUUUUAUCUGUGAAAUUGGGCAUAAUGAUUGGGAACAAAUGAUACAUUUCAAACCAUUUGCUUUUGCACUGGAGCACAUCUUGUCCACUUUGUGGCAAUAGUGGUAACUGGAGAAGUUUAGUAUUUUCAGUCCUGACACUGGUCACUGGCAUCAAUUACACUACCAUCCUUAAACAUUUUAUUUCCUCUUUCUUCUAGAAGGGAGUAAAAACUUUAUAAAAUACAGAAGCGUUACUUCUGACAUCACAAUUAGACUGACUUUUGUAUAAUAUUUUUUAUCUGUUAAAAAUGUCACCAUCAAGUCACUUUGGAAAUUUUUAUUUCUUUUGUAUAAUUACUAAGGUAAGCAGUCAUUUAAUAUUUUCAAAAUGAAUAAUUUGUGUGUUGAUGUGGAAGUGUUCCCAGUUCUUGUAACUGAAUAUGUUGAAAAGAAAUUGUGUAAUUUUGCCUAUAUGUAAGUAAUGAUGGUAUGCCACUGUCUGUACACAUGUAAAUAUGAAUGUACAUAUUUUAAGAAAAAAAAUUAUGCAUAGCAAGAUACAAGGAGCUGUGCAUUUUGAUGCUCAGUUUAUAAAUAUGAAAGGCUACACAUGUGAAUUCUUAAGCAUCAAGACUUUCAUUAAUCUGUAAAAAUCCUCGUGAAGGUUUGCAUGAUGUGUGGUGUAUCUUAUCAUGUGGCAUAGUCACAGUCAUUUCCUUUAUCUGAAAGAUAAAGUCACCACAUAUUUCCUUCCUCUGUGUGUAUUUAAACUCAUUGUAAUGUAGACACAAGACAAAGCAGCUAAGCCUAAUAGUUAAAGAUGUGCUGUUAUUUUGUGAUAUUUAAAUGUGCAGUGGGAUCAGUAUUGUUUUUUACAAAGUGAAAAAUGUUGUGCCAGUUGUUUGAAUGACCUAGUCUUUAAAUGUAUGAGAGAAUUUGUUAGUGUUAUUUUAUUGCUUACAACUUCUGCAAGCACAGUUUAGGAAGAGGUGUGUGUGUGUGUGUGUGUGUGUGUGUGUGUGUGUGUGUGUUGUGCAAGGAGUGUGAAUCUAUCUAUAUACAUGUAAGAAUGCAUUUUUGUACGUGUUCUAAAUAAGUAUAUUUAUUGUACAAAGAUUUUGACUGAUAACUGAAAAUUAUUAGCUAUAUUUCUUAGAUUUGUGUCAGAUUUUAUUAUCGAUGUAAAAUAAAUGAGAAUACCGAUGCAUCUCUUGUUUGUUAUUAGUAAAGCCAGAAACCAUUGGUAAACUAAUGUCCUUUCAUUUGGUGCAAUAUCUGCCAUUUCUAGAAGAGAGGCACAAUACGUAACAAUUUUGUACUACCUAACCAUCACUGAAUAAACUGCGUGACCAAAGCUUCUAAAUAACAUGUAUUUAAAAGAGAAUACACGGUUAUAAAAAUGUACAAAUAACCCCUGUGAUCAAAUCAUAGGCGAUUUUAUUCAAUACUAUUCUGCGAGCUUUGUCGCCUAAUCUUGUUAUUUAGUAUUUACUAUUCGUUCUGUCUUCGAUCGCCUAAGCAUCUUUGACGUAACCGAUAUUUUCAUCUUCGGUGUUAAAACGAUAUGUGGUGGCAUCUGGCGGUAAUGAUCUGCACUAGAAAUCCGUACGAAUAUUUUUCGAAUAUUCGUUUUUUGAGGGCAAUAUUGACUGAAAGUAAUAAGGGUGCGUCCCGGGAGCAGAGGGCGCGGCUGCGGAGGUGCAGGCGGCAGCCCACAUGACCGCGUGACGGGACCUCGCCGCCCAAGCUGGCGCUGGCGCCGGCGCAGCCGCUGACCGCCGUCAGGUGACGAUGAUGUCGCGGGCGGAGGGCCGCGUCAAGGAGGAGGUGGAGCCGCUGUGCUCGCCGUCCAACAGCGGCGGCAGCCUCUACUCGCCGUGCACCACGACGGCGCUGCCCGGCGACCUUGCUGAUGAACCAGUGGCAAGGAACGAUAUGCCUGCCUGCGUAAAGGUAGAAUUUUGUGAAGAAGAGGGGCAGAGGUACAAUGUCUCAGGCACGUGUUCACCAAGUGGAGGAAGUCCUGACAGGCAAUACUGCAGCUCCACAACACAACCUGGUCCUGGCAAUGCUGAAGAGGGCAUGAAGGAGGAGGAUCUUCCAAGAAGACUGUGCUUAGUUUGUGGAGAUACAGCAUCAGGGUUCCACUACGGUGUUGCCUCUUGUGAGGCGUGCAAGGCUUUCUUCAAGAGAACAAUUCAAGGUAACAUUGAGUACACCUGCCCUGCAUCAAAUGACUGUGAAAUAAACAAGCGCCGACGUAAAGCGUGUCAAGCCUGUAGGUUCCAGAAGUGCUUGCGAAUGGGUAUGCUGAAGGAAGGUGUGCGUUUAGAUAGAGUGCGAGGUGGGCGGCAGAAAUACCGUCGAAAUCCAGACACAUUGUUCCCAAGUACUCAGCCUCAACACUUCUCUAUGCAACCUGGGAAACCAGCACCAACACUUGAAGAUAACAAAAUUUUAGAAGCAUUAUCAGCUUGUGAACCUGACAUGCUGUCUGCAUCUCCGGACACAACAGUAUCUGAUCCUGACUUACGGACAAUAAGCACCCUUAGUGACCUUUAUGACCGUGAGCUUGUGGGCAUCAUUGGCUGGGCUAAGCAGAUACCUGGAUUCAUGGAAUUGUCACUGAAUGAUCAGAUGAGGCUACUUCAGAGUACAUGGGCAGAAAUCCUUACUUUAACACUGACCUUUCGAUCACUUACAUCUGGUGGUCGCCUCAGGUUUGCAUUGGAUUUCAGUCUAGAGGAACAAGCUGCACGUGAUUGUGGUGCCAUUGAGCUUUAUCAGCAUUGUAUGCAGGUUAUAGAGCGACUACAAGCUGUCUCAGUCAGUAAGGAAGAAUAUUAUCUACUCAAGGCACUUGUGCUGGCAAAUUCAGAUGUGCACAUGGAUGAUGCUGUGUCACUAAAGAGGUUUCGUGAUAGCAUUUUAUCAGCACUGAGUGACUGUGUUGCAGUCAUCAGGCCAGGAUCACCAUUACAUCACACACAACACCUGUUACUGCUACUGCCUGCCUUGCGUCAAGCAGAUCACGUCGUUAGACGCUUCUGGAGCAUGGUGAACCGUGAGGGAAAGGUACCCAUGAAUAAACUCUUUGUUGAGAUGCUGGAAGCAUGUUUUCGAUGAAGGAGUCCACACAGAGCUGCCUAGUAAACGGUGUGACGAACCCAAUCUGUAUCUUGUGCCUUUGUCAGUCAUUGUCUGCACAUUAUUAAGAUUAUCGAAAGUAAAAUGCAGCUUCCUAAAAUUGUAUCUGCAUUGUUCAUAGAAUUAUCAUGACAUGCAGUUUUACUGUUGACAUUUGGUUAAACAAAUGAAACAUUUGGAAGAUGCUCAUGUACAUGUGGGAUUUAUUACUUGAAUUGUUGUAAUUACUUUACAUUUUUGUGCAGUUAUAGUUUUUAACAACCUUUUUCCAUCCCCAGUUACAAAAAUACUGCCAGAAAUUCUUUGAUCCUUUCAAAAUAAUUUGUUGUUCUCCAGCUAAAGUCUUGUUUUAAAAUGUAGUAAUUAUGUAUCAUAAAGUGUAGCAUUAAUAGUUUUGUCACAGUACUGCAAAAAUAUAUAUUACAGACAACCAUGGCUGCUACUUACAUAGGAAAAUUGAAAAUCUCGUAACAUGUAAUUCAAAGUGUUGUUACUAUUGGAGUUACACAUAUCCUCAGAAUUAGAUGUUAUUGAUUUGUUACACUGUAAUGUAAGACCAACUAUAGGUUUAUUUUUUGAUAAUGUUGGGAAUGGCUGAUGAGCAAAAGUUAACCGCACCAUUAUGAAGCUCCUCUUUGUCCAUUGUGUUUCAUCUCUUGUUUCAGAAUUUUUUAGUACUCUACCUUGUACCAUAUAUGUGUGUAAGUGGUUUGCUCUAGGUAUGUGUGUUAGAUGUACAGAACUGAAUAUUUAAGAGACAGGCCUAAUGGGGCAGCAUAAUAGAGUGAACCACAUCUUGAAGAAAUCAAGAGCAGCAAAUUGCAGUGUUUGACAAAGGAAAAACAGAGAAGAAAUGAUACUGUUAAAAGACAUGAAUUAUGAGUGAUAUUUAUAGCAUACAAACUGAAUUGGGGGCUUGUUUGAGUGUUGUGAUGUAACAUUUCUUGUCUGUCCUUUGUUCUGUAUUUUUCCUUAUUCAUUGCAUGAUUCUGUGUUGCAGGUUAAACACAUUAUAAUCUUGUGCUCAAAUGUUUAUCCGAAGUGAAAAAUCAAAUGUAAAAAUUGAUUCAGCUUUAUCAUUUGGGAGUACUUCUUGUGAAGUUGCAGUGUUCCUUUUGUUUCCUUUUAAUAACUUACUACAAAAUGAGUUCAUGUUUUGCAACAGAGUAUUUCAGAUGGAAAGAUUCAACAUGCUUAAUUUGUUGUAGCAUCUUUGAAGUAGCUCAACAUUUUUCAAACUUAAGUCUGUGAAGUCAUUCUCAUAAAGCUGCUCUUAGUAGAAAGUUCAGCAAACUGUUUGUUUGGUCUACAUCUAUUAGCUUUAAGGUUUUGUAAUUCAAUGUAAAUGUAAAUAUUCAUCAUCAUUAGUUAGGUCUAUAGCUUGUCCCAAAAUAUCUAUUGCUGCCUUCAUGACAGCUCAGGUAUGGUAUAAAAUGUUUCGAAUCCUCUUCAAUAUGAAAAAGAAUUCAUAGUUCUGAAAUGUAGGAGAACGAAUAUUAAUGGUGGCAGUUUGUAAAAGAUCAGCCUGUAGUAUGAUUUACCAUGAUGAUGUGUAUUGUUGGCUAUAUUCUGCCAUUUUGUGCAGAAUGAUUGUGAUGUGUUUUUUAUAACAAACAGUGCAGCCAGUAUGAAGUGUUCUGAUGUAAAACAAGAAUAUGCUGAACAGUUGACAGUAUGAGUUUGUACACAACAAAUAAAAUAUGUAUAUUAGAUGUGAGGAGGCAAACAUAUGAGAAAGUUGCGAAAGCAGUUACUUCUCCACCAUAGCCAGAAUGGAAUGCAAGAAAGAAAAUUUGAAGCUAGGGAUACAUCUGUCUCUACCCGAUUUGUAGGAUGACUUUUAAGUUCUCAUAUUGUCAACAUAGUUGUGGAAACAAAAAGAUGUAUUCUCCCACGAUAAUAUUAAUGCACUUUUCAGGCUGUUACAUAAUACAUAAUAUAUGGUUUGAAAACAGAUAAUACUCUGUGUAAAUGUGACAACUGGCUGUGAUGUUAAUUCUUUUGAAUCUGCAGAAAUUGACUACAAAAUAGUUUGUUUUAUUGUCAGAGGGAAAACAAAAUUUAUAUUUGUUAAUUAGUAGUUAGCUCUUAUGGCAGGUCUGUGCACACAUAAUUAUAUGGAUCAAUUUACGGUGGUACAUCAGUUCAGAUGAAGUUGUUUAUAUCAAUCUUUGUUUUAUGAUGCCAAGGUCUUUUGUAAUUAGGAAACAAUGUUUCACUUCACAUCACCCUUAAAGUAAAUGUGCAGAUUGAAGAUCUGUUAAUGCCAAGGCAAUAAAAACUGUGUCUUUGCUUGCACACAAAACAUAUUGUUCAAAAUGUAAAUAGUGAUUGUGCAAAAGAAACGAAAGAAAAUAUUUAUUAAUGUUGUUGCGCCAGGCAAACUUUAAUUUUUUUUUAAAGACUUAACUGUCGUUAUAUCUUACUUUCUGUACUUCUAAGGCCAUUUUCACCAGGACUGUAAUCAAAGGAAAAUAUUGAAUGUCUGCUGCUCUGAUUUUAUAUUAUUUUGUUAUCACCUACCCUUAGAAUAGCAUGAUUUUGUUCCAGAGUGAUACAUAUUUUUCAAAUGCUUGACUGUCUUAUAGUUGCUGAUUGGUGAGCCACCACAGUCUGAUAAGUCUUGUUCAGUCAUUAGAACUAAGUGCAAUGUAAAACAAGUGUUGAAAUAUGCAACAUGGUCUACAUAAUUCACAAUUUCUGAUUUGGAAAUCUCUGUCUCUUUUUGUACUACUUCUGGUACUCCAUGUUUUGGAGUAUGCGAUUAAUAUUUAGACUUUCAUGAGUGACAAUUCCUCUACUGUAAUGCACUGCUUAGGGAGAGAACAUGAUUAUAAACAUCUGUUUACAGUUUUCAUAUUUACAAAAAUUUCAUAUGUGAAGCUAAUUUAUCACUGUAUUCUGCCAAAGAGAUGACUUAGUGGGUACAAAGUGUGUGAAGAAUUCCAUUUCUGCUGAAAAAGUAAACUCUUCCUCUGUCUUAACCAUGCUGUGGAACUUGUAUACAGUUUAAAUGGAAAUAUUCUUAGUUGGACUUAAUGUCACAAAGUACAGUUCAUGAAGAAAUUUGAUCACUGUCAUAGUAUCAUCAGACUAUGAGAAGCAUUGUAUUUUUUGAAGUAUGGUGUAUAUUUGUUGAUCACCUUAUCAAAAUCAUGUUUAUUGUAGUAUAAAUAGUGUGUUUCUCUUUUGUUGCUUCUAACCUCAAUAGCUAUAGCUGAUAAUGCAUGGUGACAAUUGACACAUUUAUUCAACCUUCUUGACAUAGCUGCAAAAUGGAACUGCUUGUACCUGCAGAAUACACUGGGUAAUUUAUAC
Molecule: messenger RNA, 6580 nt
Organism: Schistocerca cancellata (South American locust)
Lineage: Eukaryota; Metazoa; Arthropoda; Insecta; Orthoptera; Acrididae
Gene: ERR
Product: steroid hormone receptor ERR1
Exons: 11
Coding region: 1907-3241 (444 amino acids)
Biological process (GO): regulation of DNA-templated transcription
Cellular component (GO): nucleus
Molecular function (GO): zinc ion binding; steroid binding; nuclear steroid receptor activity
Source: RefSeq, a predicted model, not a curated record